UCCGCCCGCCAUGCCUGCUAUCCCCGUAGCCAUGCUGAAGUGCGGGAUGACGGGCGGUCAGGUGAAAGUAUUUGGGAAAGCAAUACAAACUCUGUCACGAGUGAGCGAUGGACUGUGGCUGGACCCUUCUGAGAAAGGUCUUGCUCUGAGAGCUGUGAAUUCUUGUCAUUCCACAUAUGGCUAUGUCCUCUUCUCGUCUAUGUUUUUUCAACAUUAUCAAUGGUCACCCUCAGCCAUGAUGAGUGAUAAUGACGUACCACUGAACUUAAAUUGCAAACUGGCAAUAAAGUCGAUUCUGCCAAUCUUUAGAUGUCUGAAUUACCUUGAAAGAAGUAUAGAGAAGUGCACAAUAGUCACCAGAGUGGACAAAUGCAAAGUCGUCAUUCAGUUCUUCGGCAGGCAUGGUAUUAAAAGAACUCACAAUGUGUAUUUUCAAGACAGCCAGCCCUUGAAAAUUCUCUUUGAAAAGAGCUUGUGUGCGAAUAUCCUGAUGAUUAAACCAAGAGUGCUGUCUGAGGCCAUUGCUCUGCUAACAUCAAACCAAGAGGAAGUCACCUUCUCUGUUACUCCAGGAAACUUUUGCCUCAAGAGUUCGAGUGGGGAAUCGCUGGAUUUAACCAGCUCUGUGUACAGUGAGAUGUCAUUUGGACCGGAAGAGUUUGACUUCUUUCAGGUUGGAUUUGAUACCGAGAUAACAUUUUGCUUUAAAGAACUGAAGGGCAUCCUCACCUUCUCUGAAGUCACCCAAGUGCCCCUCUCCAUCUACUUUGACUUUCCUGGAAAACCGGUUGUCCUGAGUGUUGACGACAUGCUCUUGGAGGCGAGCUUUAUCUUGGCCACGUUAGUGGAUUAUCCAAGUAGGACAUCUUCACCACAGUCACUGCGCCUUUCCCAGGCGCGGAGGUCAGACCCCACACAGGCCCAUGCCCAGGAGGGUAAAAGCCAAGUCAGCCAGAACCCGGAGAGCAUCUCUCGAACAGCGCCCAAAAGGCUGUUUCCCAAGGGUCCUCCUGACAGCAGCUCUGCAGCAGAGACCAAGAGAGCCAGCACCAGCCAGGAUGGCAUCUGCGAAGUGCCUGAAAGUGUUGUCAGUGGCAUGGAGGAAGGGCCAAGCCCUUCCCACCUCAGAAAGUUUUGCUGUAUGUUCUUUGGAGCUGUAUCUUGUGAACGACAGGAGCAUGCCAGCUACCCCCUGGACAGCCUGGCCACAGCAAGUGACAGUGAAGAGGACGUGAGUGGGUGAGCGUCCACGCUACUGCGCAGGGAUAGCUGCCUGGCGCGUGGCUCCCGGAAGGCCAACUGGGACCAGAGCAGACUGUCCCAGGAUGCCCGGACAGCGCCUCUGCUCUUGCCCUGUCACUGUGCACUAAAAUCCACGUGCCACAUGGGGGACAGAGCUGGCAGCACAGGAACGGGUUGUCAGGGUUUGGGUGCCACUCUUUACCCUGCAGCCUUCACGUGUCCUGUGCUGGUCCCCAAGGCACACGUUCCUCAGCAUGGGGCGAGGUGGAGCUUCCGUGCCUGACUGCAGACAGCAGGAAUCCGGCUUAGGCGACCACCUGACAGGUUUUGUCUAUUUUUUUUUCAGAGUAGAGAAAAGGUUGUGAAUAAAAAACCACACAGUUACCGUUUCACUUUGUGGCCAUUUUAUAUAUUAUACAAUUGUAUCUCCCAGCCCUCCGCUGCUCUGGCUCCUGUAUGCUAUGCAGGGAGAUGCAGAAGGCAUGCCGUCAAGUCAGUGUGAGUCACUGGCACACACAGCAGCCCGUGCUCAG
Molecule: messenger RNA, 1775 nt
Organism: Apodemus sylvaticus (European woodmouse)
Lineage: Eukaryota; Metazoa; Chordata; Mammalia; Rodentia; Muridae
Gene: Rad9b
Product: RAD9 checkpoint clamp component B
Exons: 11
Coding region: 11-1243 (410 amino acids)
Biological process (GO): DNA replication checkpoint signaling; mitotic intra-S DNA damage checkpoint signaling; DNA repair
Cellular component (GO): checkpoint clamp complex
Source: RefSeq, a predicted model, not a curated record